Aspergillus uvarum CBS 121591 is the source of this 1248-nucleotide messenger RNA. RefSeq names its product epimerase/hydratase. Gene Ontology annotation, molecular function: methionine adenosyltransferase regulator activity. NCBI's taxonomy places the organism in Eukaryota, Fungi, Ascomycota, Eurotiomycetes, Eurotiales, Aspergillaceae. The transcript has 6 exons. Bases 160 to 1083 code for a protein of 307 amino acids. Gene Ontology annotation, biological process: S-adenosylmethionine biosynthetic process. The record is from RefSeq and is a predicted model, not a curated record. Gene Ontology annotation, cellular component: methionine adenosyltransferase complex.
CAUCCAUCCAUCCACAGCAGAUCAACUCAUUCCAACCCAUCCCACAUUCACAGCCCUCAUUCUACCAUCAAACCUCCGAUCGAUCAAUCGCUUUUCCCCCUCAUUCAAAUCAAUCUUCAACCUCCCUCACCCAAAAAAACAAGCCCAGUUUCAAUCAUCAUGGCUAUUGCUAUUGACCAGCCCCAUGUUUUCCUGAUCUUCGGCACCGGCUGGAUCGCCACGCAAAUCAAGGAGCUCCUGGAGAAGCAAGGCGUGAAAGUGGUUUCCUCUGAUGCUCGAAUUGAAAGUCGCGAGCAAGUUUUAACUGCGCUCGCCAUCCACAGGCCCACGCGGGUGAUCAACUGCGCGGGCCUGCGCGGGCUCCCCAACGCCGACUGGUGUGAGGACCACAAGAUCGAGACGGUGCGAUCCAAUAUCCUAGGUGUGCUCAACGUAGUCGACUGCUGCUUCCAAUUAGGUAUCCAUGUUACUCAGCUAGGAUCUGCUUGUAUCUAUGACACCGACCCGACCCGCGCCCCGGAUGCCAACUUCACCGAGGAGGAUGAUCCCAACUACGCCGGGUCGUGGUACUCGUGCUCGCGGUUGUUGAGCGAGAAUAGCAUCAAGCACUACCCCAACCUCCUCCUCUUGAGAAUCCGCGCCCCGAUCGCGGCCGACUUCAACCCCAACAACUUGACCACCAAGCUGAUCAGCUAUAAGAAGCUGGUGAACUUGCCGGCGUCCGGAACCAUUCUCCCUAACCUUCUUCCCGGCGCGAUUCUCCUGUCUCAGGCCGGUGACACUGGCAUCUACAACCUGAUCUCCCCUUCGCCAUUCACCAACAACCAGAUCAUGACACUCAUGAAGAAGUACAUCGAGCCCUCCCUGAACUGGGAGAACUUCGAGCUGGACGACAUGCACAAGGUGCUCAAGGCGCCGCGGUGCCACCCGGUCUUCGACUCGAGCAAGUUGAUCAACCGACUGCGGGAGCUCGGCCACGAAGUCAAGGACACCCCGGAGGCCCUGGAGGAUCUGUUCAUCGAGAUGGCGGAUAAGGGAUACGGCCCAGGCGGCAAGUUGUCGCGAACCAAGCUUGCUGUUUAAAGCGCUGGAUGGGAUGAGCAACCAAACAACAACAACAUGACGACAAUCCAUCUUCUUUGUUUUACUGUGGCAUUCGGUGUUUUGUUUUCAUCUCUUGCUUUUUUGCUUGUCGCUUGGGCCUAUAGACUGUUUGACUUUUGAUUCUGAUUCUGAUUCUGAUUCUGC